Molecule: messenger RNA, 2203 nt
Organism: Grammomys surdaster
Lineage: Eukaryota; Metazoa; Chordata; Mammalia; Rodentia; Muridae
Gene: Ankrd6
Product: ankyrin repeat domain 6
Exons: 15
Coding region: 5-2143 (712 amino acids)
Molecular function (GO): protein binding
Source: RefSeq, a predicted model, not a curated record
AUUCAUGAGCCAGCAGGAUGCGGUCGCUGCGCUCUCAGAACGCCUGCUCAUAGCUGCGUACAAAGGCCAAACAGAGAAUGUGGUUCAGCUCAUCAACAAGGGUGCCAAGGUAGCGGUUACCAAGCAUGGCCGGACCCCCUUGCACCUCGCUGCCAAUAAGGGUCAUCUUUCUGUGGUGCAGAUUUUGCUGAAGGCUGGCUGUGACCUCGAUGUACAAGAUGAUGGGGACCAGACAGCCUUGCACCGAGCCACUGUGGUGGGAAAUACUGAGAUCCUCACAGCGCUUAUCCAGGAGGGAUGUGCCCUGGACAGACAGGACAAGGAUGGGAAUACAGCCCUGCAUGAAGCCGCCUGGCAUGGAUUCAGCCAGUCAGCCAAGCUGCUCGUUAAAGCCGGAGCCAAUGUGCUCGCCAGAAACAAGGCAGGGAACACGGCUCUACACCUGGCCUGCCAGAACAGUCACUCCCAGAGCACGCGUGUCCUCCUGCUGGGCGGCUCCCGGGCUGACCUCAAAAAUAAUGCAGGGGACACGUGUUUGCACGUGGCUGCACGGUAUAAUCACUUGUCCGUCAUCAGACUGCUCCUCAGUGCUUUCUGCUCUGUUCAUGAAAAGAACCAGGCUGGAGACACGGCCCUCCAUGUGGCUGCUGCCCUAAAUCACAAGAAGGUAGUUAAAAUCCUGCUGGAAGCUGGUGCUGACACUACCAUUGUGAACAAUGCAGGCCAGACCCCGCUGGAGACUGCCCGCUAUCACAAUAAUCCUGAAGUUGCUCUACUCCUCACCAAGGCUCCCCAGAUCUUGCGUUUCAGUCGUGGGCGAAGCCUGAGGAAAAGGAGAGAGAGGCUCAAGGAAGAGAGGAGGGCCCAGUCUGUGCCCAGAGAUGAGGUGGCACAGAGCAAGGGAAGUGUCUCAGCAGGAGACACCCCCAGCAGUGAACAAGCUGUACCCCAAAAGGAGGAAGCUAGAAGAGAUUGCCCACCAGCUUCCCAGGACCCAAGAAAAGAUGAAAGGAGGAAAAAGUCAAGGCCAGCGGUGUCAGCACUAUCUGACCCCACCCCAGCAGCCGACCAACAGCCUGGACACCAAAAGAACCUGCACAGUCAUCACCACCCCAAAAAGAAGAGCAGACAUCGAUGUUGGUCCCCACCUCCACCCCACGGGUUCAGGGCAUACCAGCUAUACACGCUGUACCGUGGCGAGGAUGGAAAAGUGAUGCAGGCGCCAAUAAAAGGUUGUCGCUGUGAACCUCUAAUCAACAAGCUGGAGAACCAGUUGGAGGCAACUGUGGAGGAGAUAAGAGCUGAGCUGGGAUCGGUGCAGGAUAAAGUGAACACAAAGCUGGGCCAGAUGGAGAGCAAGACCCAGCACCAAAUGUGUGUUUUGGACAAACUGAUGGUAGAGCGACUGUCAGCGGAGAGAACGGAAUGCCUGAAUCGCCUGCAACAGCAUGCAGCUGCUGAGAAGCAGGAGGGAGAGAAACGUCAGAUGUCUUUGGUGGAUGAACUAAAAGCCUGGUGCAUGUUGAAGAUCCAGAAUCUGGAGCUGAAACUUUCUGGAGAGUCUCGGACCUUUAGAGCUAAAUCCACACCAUCUCCCUCUGACUCCUCUCUAGCUGUAGACCAACCAGUGGUAGCUGCAGAGCCAGGAGCAGCUUCCGACAGCUCCUCUCAGGUUGUAAGACCCAAGGACAAGGCACUCAAUGCCACUGCUGCCCAUAGACACCAGCAGGAGCUGCUUCCCUCUGACUGCACAGGCUCCGGGUUAAGGAAGGUCAAGGCCCCAGGUGCUUCCAGGUAUGAUCAGCAGACUGGGUCCUGUGUUAACCGAGGCACUCAAACCAAGAAGUCUGGGAGAAGCGGGCAGACCAGGCAUCGAGGCCAGCAGCCGACAACCAGCAGCCUCAGUGGACAGCAGCCAGCAGCAGCCAGCAGCGAUGCUCGAGAUGCCUCGCAAGCCCUGGAGCUAACCCAGUAUUUUUUUGAGGCCGUUUCUGCGCAGAUGGAAAAGUGGUAUGAACGGAAAAUUGAAGAAGCACGGAGCCAAGCCAGUCAGAAAGCUCAGCAAGAUGAGGCCACAUUGAAGGAACAUAUCAGAAGUCUGGAAGAGGAGCUUGCCAAGCUGCGGACAAAGGUGCAGAAGUAAAACCCAGACCCUGAGGUGGACCCAACAGGGUUUCUGGCUUGAUAAUAGCAAAGUAACCAU